AUGAACGUUGCAGAGUUAAGCGUGGAGUUUGUUGAACAGAAAUUGGAACAACGGAAAGUUCAAGGUGACAGGAAAGGUCCUUUGUUUGUGUUGGUUUCCGGGCCACAAGGGUCUGGUAAGUCGUAUAAUAGUGAGAUAUUGUUUCGUUCGUUGAAGAAGAAGGGCGUGAGAGCAGCAUUGACAUCCAUUGACGAUUUUUAUCUGACCCAUGAGGACCAAUUGAAGUUACAGUCAGCAUUCCCAGAGAAUAAAUUACUACAUGGAAGGGGGUUACCGGGCACUCAUGACUUGAAAGCAUUGCAAGAGACAUUGAAAGAGCUUGCAAAUGAUGAAGACAAAGUGCAUGAUGGUAAAAAGAUCCAGUUGCCCGUAUAUGACAAGUCUAGAUUUAACGGAGAAGGAGACAGGAUUGGCAGUAUUGAUAUUGAAUUGCCAUUGGACUGUGUGAUCAUCGAGGGAUGGUUCCUUGGGUUCCAAGCCAUUACAGAAACAGAAUUGGAAAGGAAAAAUUCGUCACCUAUACUGUUGAACCACCAGUUGUUACAUCUGAAACAAGUGAACCGUUCGUUGAAAGAGUACGGACAAUUGCUAUGGAAUAAUGAGUCAUUGGAUACUGUCGGUAUCAAGUUCGCAACUGACGACACCAACAAUGUAUAUAGGUGGAGGUUACAACAAGAGCAUGCUAUGCUAGCAUCUCAGGGCGAAGGAAUGACUGAUGCGCAAGUGAAGGCGUUUGUUGAUAGAUAUAUGCCUUGUUAUGAACUAUAUUAUAAAAACUUCAUUGACCCGAACACCGCGUUCGGCAAAACAAAUCUUACCAUUGCCAUCGAUGCCGACAGAAAUGUGGUCAAUCAUUUCAUUUCGCACUCUUGA
Molecule: messenger RNA, 873 nt
Organism: Kluyveromyces lactis
Lineage: Eukaryota; Fungi; Ascomycota; Saccharomycetes; Saccharomycetales; Saccharomycetaceae
Gene: TDA10
Product: putative ATP-dependent kinase
Exons: 1
Coding region: 1-873 (290 amino acids)
Cellular component (GO): cytoplasm
Source: RefSeq, a predicted model, not a curated record